CAGUUGUUUUUUGGGACACACAUCAAUAACAAAUUUUUAUUUCUCUCUCUUAAAUGCAUAAUAAUUUUGCUAAUCAUUUUCUCUUCUGAUUCCGGCGACGAUUACCGGGGAAUGUUUUCCGAUGACGGUCUGGUUUCUUUAAAGAGGUAAGUCCAUGCUUCUGAGUAAUUGGCUAGGUGAAGAAUUAUCCUCUCUCUGAAGUGCAGUAUGAUUGCAUCAACUGCAAGGCAUGAGAGCUGAUUGCUUUGAUCUACCAAAAUCUUUAUAAAGAGCUGAAAAGCAGAUAUAUUCCAGCUGGUUUCCUUGUUGUGCACAAGAUGGCGUGUGAAGAAAUUCUGAAGGCUGUAUUCCCAUUUCUGGAGGGCACUGAACUGGCUACAUGUAUGAUUGUGUGCAAACAGUGGCGAGAUAUUGCACGAGAUGAUUACUUCUGGAAAUGUCUUUGUUGUAAAAAAUGGCCAUCUAUUUGCAAACGGUCAUCACCUCCCACUGUAACAUACUAUAAUCUAUUUCAGAACUUCCAUAAACGUCCAUACCGCCGGACUGUUCUCCCUCCUAAACUUUCCUUCAGUGACUUAGAGUUCUACAUUGACAUAUGGACUGAAGAGAACAUAAUAUUUUCAGAUGUGGUCCCAGGGCCUGUUCUUCAGAAGGGAAUCUGGAUCCCACCUCCCGGAAUCUGUGAUGUGCUUAGGUUCCACUUGGAAGGGCCUGAAUACAAGAUGACUCUACCUGUGGAACCAAGAUUUACAAUUCCUUUGUGCCAGACAGUCAGCGUCUCUGUGCUUGUUGGGCGCAAAGAUACAAAUAAAGUUGCAUGCAUUAUCAAGAAGUCCCUUUUUGAUUAUAUAGAUCGAACAGCAUAUCGGGCUUUAGCUUAUGACUAUCUUGACUUCUCCUCUCCCAUGUGCUUGUUUGUAUCGGGUGUUCGGGCAUGGAUAUCUUUGCUGUUCAUGGACCAUGGUAAUGAGGGGGCACUUGAUGUUUUCGGGAUUGAGAUGGAUUUCUGCGAUGCUGCCAAUUCUGAAGACGAGGUCCUUUGGCUUCUAGACAUGCUGGAGUGGAAGUAAGUUCAGUGACUUCCAGAUAUCCGUCGGGUGACCAGUCACCUGGUUGUAGUAUGUCCACUUUGGCUAAAACUUGUACAUAGUUAUGCUGCUAGAGUGGACGAUCAUUCAAGUUGUGCACUAAGCUGAAUUCCAACUUAAAGUUAUUUUUUCUGAAGUACAGUUCUAGUUUGGUACUCGUAUAUCAUUUCAUGUAUUAAUUUUCUCUGACUUAUGCUGCAAAACCUGUUCAUCUUUUUCUCUCUUCUCUGAUGCAGACUCUCUUAAAUAUCAUAGUUGAUUUAGAUUUUGUUUGCUUGUUAA
Solanum pennellii is the source of this 1370-nucleotide messenger RNA. Its product is annotated as F-box protein At5g39250. The record is from RefSeq and is a predicted model, not a curated record. Gene Ontology annotation, molecular function: protein binding. The coding region runs from base 318 to 1070 and encodes 250 amino acids. NCBI's taxonomy places the organism in Eukaryota, Viridiplantae, Streptophyta, Magnoliopsida, Solanales, Solanaceae. The transcript has 2 exons.